AUGGAGGCAUACCUCGAGGAGGUACGCAAAAUCAAGAAACGAUUCUUGGGCCUGGAAUUGCAGCACGUGCCACGCGGCAUGAACAAGGAGGCGGACGACAUCGCCAAGAGGGUGUCUCGGUGUCUACCCCAGGAGCCUGGCGUCUUUGAGGAGCGGCUUUUCAAGCCAUCGGCAGCUCCCCCUGCUGCGGGACCAGCAUCACCUCAAGAGGAUCUUCCUCCAGCACCCCCCUCAGGCGCCCCAGCUUGCGGCCCGACCUCGGGAGCCCACCUGCUCCUCGCACUUGAGCCUCAGGAGGGGUGCUGGACCGAGGAGUUCAAGAGGUACCUUCUCCAAGGCACCUUGCCCGAAAAGGAUGAAGAUGCAGAGAGUGUGGCCCACCAGGCCACUGCAUACUGCAUCCAGGACGAUGAGCUCUACCUAAAACAGCCAAAUGAUGUUUCUCUAUGA
Molecule: messenger RNA, 450 nt
Organism: Aegilops tauschii subsp. strangulata
Lineage: Eukaryota; Viridiplantae; Streptophyta; Magnoliopsida; Poales; Poaceae
Molecular function (GO): nucleic acid binding; RNA-DNA hybrid ribonuclease activity
Source: RefSeq, a predicted model, not a curated record